This is a messenger RNA of Cryphonectria parasitica EP155, 405 nucleotides long. RefSeq lists its product as uncharacterized. NCBI's taxonomy places the organism in Eukaryota, Fungi, Ascomycota, Sordariomycetes, Diaporthales, Cryphonectriaceae. The record is from RefSeq and is a predicted model, not a curated record. Bases 1 to 405 code for a protein of 134 amino acids. The transcript has 2 exons.
AUGCAGCGUUUUGCUCACUUGUCGGCGUUGAUCGCUGCUGGUCUGACCCUACCUCUUGGUCGAAACGAGGCUGAAUUGGUCGAUCCAGAGAGCAGGCAGCAGGUUGUUCGGGUACGAUUGCGCACGGCUGUGCGCUCUAUUAUGGACCUUGAGAAGCGUGAACGAAACGCCUCAGCGCGUCUCGUGGCCAUGAAGAAGGUUCUCGACAUGGAGACUUUUCUCGAGGCGGAUAAAUGGGCUGUAGAGUGUCUUGAUAAUGCUAAGAACAAUGGCAGCAUUGAUCGAGGUUAUAACACGUGGGUAGCCGUUCGUGUGGCACAAGCGCAACUCGAUGGCGAUCGCUGCGGGCUCGAGGCUCCUCCGUUCGACGAAGAAGAGAAACGCAACUCUCUCUGGUGGUGGUGA